AGCCGUUUCCUCCAACGACGCAGCUAAUUGCGAAAGUGCGAAUUCCCCAAGAUGCCGGCCAACUCGGAGAAACAGCACUUGUCCAUCGUGAUCUGCGGUCAUGUUGACAGUGGCAAGAGCACCACUACAGGACGUCUGAUUUUUGAGCUGGGCGGCCUGCCCGAGCGCGAGCUUGAGAAGUUGAAGGCGGAGGCAGAUCGAUUGGGCAAGGGCUCCUUUGCUUUUGCGUUCUUCAUGGACAGGCAGAAAGAGGAGCGCGAGCGCGGUGUGACCAUCUCUUGCACCACCAAGGAGUUCUUCACGGAGAAGUGGCACUACACCAUCAUUGACGCGCCUGGUCACCGGGACUUCAUCAAGAACAUGAUCACCGGUGCCUCCCAGGCCGACGUGGCGCUGAUCAUGGUGCCGGCCGAUGGCAACUUCACCACGGCGAUCGCCAAAGGGAACCACAAGGCCGGUGAAAUCCAAGGCCAGACCCGGCAGCACUCCCGGCUCAUCAACUUGCUGGGCGUGAAGCAGAUCUGCAUCGGUGUGAACAAGAUGGACUGCGACACCGCGGGAUACAAGCAGGCCAGGUACGACGAGAUCGCGAACGAGAUGAAGAGCAUGCUCGUGAAGGUGGGCUGGAAGAAGGACUUCAUUGAGAAGAACACCCCCGUGAUGCCCAUCUCCGGCUGGAUGGGGGACAACCUGCUGAAGAAGUCCGAGAACAUGGGUUGGUGGAAGGGCCAGGACGUGGAGGUUGGCAGCGAGACCAUCCACGUGGAUACCGUGUACGAUGUGCUCGACAAGAUGUGCCGAGUGCCAGAGCGCCCUGUGAGCGCCCCCAUGCGCAUGCCCAUCUCUGGCAUCUACAAAAUCAAGGGUGUGGGUGACGUGCUGGCAGGCCGUGUGGAGCAGGGAGUGGUGAAGCCCGGUGAGGAGGUGGUGUUCUUGCCCACCCACACCGCCUCCAACCCCUGCACCGGCAAGGUUUUCACUGUGGAGAUGCACCACCAGCGCGUGGACUUUGCGAACCCCGGUGACAACGUGGGGUUGAACAUCAAGGGCCUGGACAAGAACAACAUGCCGCGGUCAGGAGAUGUGAUGGUCUAUAAGAAGGACACAACCUUGGGUCAGACCAAGGAGUUCGAUGCACAGAUCCAGGUUCUGGACAUCCCCAACGAGAUCAAGGUGGGCUACUCCCCCAUCGGCUUCGUGCGCUGCGGCCGUGCCGCCUGCCGUGUGUCCGCGCUGAAGUGGAAGAUGGGCAAGGAGACAGGUGGCAAGAAGAUGGAGGACCCCCACUCCCUGAAGUCCAACGAGAUGGCGCAGUGCAGCUUCCAGCCCCAGCAGCCCUUGGUGUGCGACACCUUCAAGAACUGCGAGGGCCUGUCCCGCGUCGCCUUCAUGGAUGGCAACGGCGUGGUGAUGCUGGGCAAGGUGGUGAGCUGUGAGCGCAAGGGGGAGGACGACAAGGGCGGCAAGAAGAAGUGAGAGUCUCGGAGUAAGGACUCAUUUUGCGAGGCACGCGGUGCCGAGAUACCAAAGUUUGUCUCAGAGUUUUGCCAUGCAGCAUAUUACAAGCCUGCAGAGCAACAUUGGCCGGAAAAGAGCGGCAUUGGCAGGGACAGUAGACACACAGGUU
Messenger RNA from Effrenium voratum, 1627 nucleotides. The record is from the annotation of a GenBank genome assembly. NCBI's taxonomy places the organism in Eukaryota, Dinophyceae, Suessiales, Symbiodiniaceae.